CUGACGCCGCGGACCUCCCGCCGGCCACUACGGACCAUGGGCGACAAAGGGACACGAGUGUUCAAGAAGGCGAGCCCAAAUGGAAAGCUCACCGUCUAUCUGGGAAAGCGGGACUUUGUGGACCACAUUGACCUCGUGGACCCCGUGGAUGGUGUGGUCCUGGUGGAUCCUGAGUAUCUCAAGGAAAGAAGAGUCUAUGUGACACUGACCUGCGCCUUCCGCUACGGCCGGGAGGACCUGGAUGUCCUGGGCCUGACCUUUCGCAAGGACCUGUUUGUGGCCAAUGUGCAGUCCUUUCCGCCGGCCCCUGAGGACAAGAAGCCCCUGACGCGGCUGCAGGAGCGCCUCAUCAAGAAGCUGGGCGAGCACGCCUACCCUUUCACCUUUGAGGUCAGGGACUGCCGUCCCCUGGGGCCCCAUUCCAGAAGCGCCACCUCUGGGCGGGUACAUGGGGGCAAGAUCCCUCCGAACCUCCCAUGCUCUGUGACGCUGCAGCCAGGGCCUGAAGACACAGGAAAGGCUUGUGGUGUGGACUAUGAAGUCAAAGCCUUCUGCGCAGAGAACCUAGAGGAGAAGAUCCACAAGCGGAAUUCAGUGCGCCUGGUCAUCCGGAAGGUUCAGUAUGCCCCGGAGAGGCCUGGCCCCCAGCCCACAGCUGAGACCACCAGGCAGUUCCUCAUGUCGGACAAGCCCUUGCACCUAGAGGCCUCCCUGGAUAAGGAGAUCUAUUACCACGGAGAACCCAUCAGCGUCAAUGUUCAUGUCACCAACAACACCAACAAGACAGUGAAGAAGAUCAAGAUAUCAGUGCGCCAGUAUGCAGACAUCUGCCUUUUCAACACAGCCCAGUACAAAUGCCCUGUGGCCAUGGAAGAGGCUGAGCUGAGGGAAGGAGCCAACCGGGAGAUCCUGGGGAUCAUUGUUUCCUACAAAGUGAAAGUGAAGCUGGUGGUGUCGAGGGGAGGCCUGUUGGGAGACCUUGCAUCCAGUGACGUAGCCGUGGAACUACCCUUCACCCUGAUGCACCCCAAGCCCAAAGAGGAACCCCCACAUCGGGAAGUUCCAGAGAACGAGGCGCCAGUAGAUACCAAUCUCAUAGAACUUGACACAAAUGAUGACGACAUUGUAUUUGAGGACUUUGCCCGCCAGAGACUGAAAGGCAUGAAAGACGACAAGGAGGAAGAGGAGGAUGGUACCAGCUCUCCACAGCUCAACAACAGAUAGACAGGGGCCAGGCCCUCCCCCUGGGCAGCUCCAGGUCCACUCUCAUGCACUAGGAUGCUUAUUUGUCUUCUUCCUGUUCUGGUUCCCCUUUCCUCUUUGUUCUUCCAGUUUCUACCAGGGGCCCCAGUGGUCUUCCAGGCCAUGGUGAUGAACCUCUGGCCUCAGGACUGGCCCCACAGCACCAUGCCACCAGGGCCACAGUGCACCCUCUUAAUCCCCUACCUCCUCAAUCACUUCUUCUUUCCCCCUCCUUUUCGUACUCGCCCCCAGAAAGGCCACCACAAGCCCUGGCCUUGGAA
Trichechus manatus latirostris (Florida manatee) is the source of this 1523-nucleotide messenger RNA. It is a transcript of the gene ARRB1, whose product is annotated as arrestin beta 1. Gene Ontology annotation, molecular function: G protein-coupled receptor binding. The coding region runs from base 37 to 1224 and encodes 395 amino acids. Gene Ontology annotation, biological process: visual perception; signal transduction; positive regulation of ERK1 and ERK2 cascade. The record is from RefSeq and is a predicted model, not a curated record. NCBI's taxonomy places the organism in Eukaryota, Metazoa, Chordata, Mammalia, Sirenia, Trichechidae. The transcript is spliced from 15 exons. Gene Ontology annotation, cellular component: cytosol; cytoplasmic vesicle; nucleus.